CUCCGCAGGCUGCAAGAUCCCGUCACCCUGUUGUCGGUGGGACACAUCUAGGCCGUUGUCUUACUCGUUCGUCUUGCAAAACCCUUCAGCUUCAAAUAGCCAAGCAUGCGUGCAUUUAUCCAACAUUUACCAAGAGUCAAACCGUCGAUCGGUUUUUUUGGCUGUGGCAAAGAGCAUCAAUCACUUGCCAAAGGCACUUGCGCUUCAGGAAAACCACAAUAUCUCCCAGUUAAGAACGCGACAUAUGGUAUGUGUCGUUGAUGUAGAUGGCGUCACGGAAGCGAACAACCACUCGCAGAUCUCUGACUCAAUGAAAGCCCGACCUCGUCGUGGUUAUGCUUCAUAAUGAGGACCAGCUUAUUGGAGGCCAAGCUAUUAUUUUAAAACCGGCGGCCUCGAGUGGGAAGAUACGAGCUUUACCUGUAUAUUUCAUCUACAGAUCGCCUCCGAAUGUUGCCAGGGCUCGGAAAAACACCACUCCUUCCUCGUUUUUUUUAAAGAAAAAGAACCAAUAUGACUACACCACCUCGCCGUGUCAUCGUUUUCUCUCAUGGCCGAACGGCUUCUAACGUCUUUUACAAGAUCCUCCGAAGUCACCCAAUAUUUCAUGCCACAGAAUCCAACACCUUUCUUUUAGCCUUUGGCAUUGGAACAGAUAGCCAGAGCGCACGUAGCAAGGACAAAUGGCAACGGUAUUUCAAUCUGAGCGAUGAUGAAGUAUCAAAAAUUAGUUAUCAAAGCAAAUUGGACGACCUAGAGAGGAUGAUGGCUGAAGCUGACCUACAGGGAAAAUGUUUCUUGGCCACCGAACAUCCAUACAUCCUAAUGUCAUCCGCAGAUAUCCAUUCACAUAUCAACAUUCCCGGGCGAGAAACACUGCCCGUACCCGUAAUCGAAGACCGGAUGCUCGAUGUUACCGGUAUCGCCAACACAAACACAAAACCAGAACCAAGCGACCCACUGACAGUCAUCCCAAGUCACAUACGCAACCCAACACUACUCCCUAACCGGAUCUUCUUCUCCGUCACUCCCAUCAUCACCAUCCGCCACCCCGCACGAGUCAUUCCUUCUUACGCUCGCGCUGUCGUAAAUUCCUAUGGAACCGAUACAUCCGAUCUUGACAUCCCAAUCGGAGGUGGUGGUUUCUGUCUUGACCGUCUCGUAUUUGACGCGUUCAAAUCGUUCGAUGAGUCCAUAGCAGCAGCUGAAGAUCGACAACCGAGAGUUCCUAUCGUCGUUGACGGGGAUAGGUUGGUUCGGGAUCCACAAGGCCAGAUGAAGAAAGUGUGCGAAGUGUUAGGGAUUGAUGCAGAUUUGUUGAAAUACUCGUGGGAAGCGAAUCUCGAUACGGAGGAGAGUAAGAGACCCGAAGGGUUUUUAAGUGUGUUGCAUCGGUCUACUGGGGUUGUUCUCGAUCCUGUGAGUAAACUGCAUUCCUUCCAAGUUGAUUGAUCGUUGUAUGACCCACUUCAAAUGAUGACAGAGGUAUGACAAGCCGCUUGAUUUGCAAGAAGAAGUCAGGGAUUGGGCGAAAAAAUGGGACGAGGAGACUGCUAGGAACUUGGAGGAGAUGGUGGUUGACGCAAUGGAGGAUUAUGAAUAUUUGCUUCAGUAUAGUAUUUGAUGAUUUCUUCGUAACCGCAGUCAGAUUGGAACGUACUCUUGUCAACUCGGAAUAGCAUCAAUUCUCGAC
Molecule: messenger RNA, 1693 nt
Organism: Marasmius oreades (fairy-ring Marasmius)
Lineage: Eukaryota; Fungi; Basidiomycota; Agaricomycetes; Agaricales; Marasmiaceae
Exons: 4
Coding region: 514-1452 (312 amino acids)
Source: RefSeq, a predicted model, not a curated record